Molecule: messenger RNA, 4933 nt
Organism: Oncorhynchus tshawytscha (Chinook salmon)
Lineage: Eukaryota; Metazoa; Chordata; Actinopteri; Salmoniformes; Salmonidae
Gene: akt2
Product: v-akt murine thymoma viral oncogene homolog 2
Exons: 12
Coding region: 723-2168 (481 amino acids)
Biological process (GO): protein phosphorylation
Molecular function (GO): protein serine/threonine kinase activity; ATP binding
Source: RefSeq, a predicted model, not a curated record
CUGCCGCCCAUUUACGUCAUCAAUUUUCAGUUAAAUUACACAUUUUGUUUUGGAGUAUCUCUUUUCAAGUGCAAACAAAUAGUUGGUGUUUCUUUUCGAGUUCUUAGUUGUUUCAUGUGGGGUGGCCUCUCAAAACGUCAUAUCCUGUUUGUGAGCGUUUGGACGGGGCCUGCUGAUUAAUUGAAGCACCAGCAAUAACAGGGGACUGAAGGUAAAAGCAAAGAUUGUUAUAACGUAAAAGGGAGAACAAUAAUGCCGGAAAAAAAUACAUAUGAACUGUAAUUCCAAAUCAUAACGAUUUGUAAUUCUUUAAAAGUUGACUAGUAAAAACUAACGUACAAUUCGCGAGUUUACACGACCACCGUUUUACUAACGUUAUGCUAAGUUAGCUAACUAACCUGCAAUAACACGCCGCCGUUGUGGGAAGAAAAACAAGCUCAGCUGGCAUUCGUUGGUUAUUUUUUGGAGGAUGUGAGACAGAGAUCAAUACACCACCUUGGAGAAUCUGCAGAGGAUUUGCUACUUCGUGAGAGUGUUAUCCAGUUUGCUAUUAUUUCGGGGAGAGGGUCUCUUUGGCUAAAGUAUCUACAGAAGUCAAGGUAUUGAGUGGCGUUUUUGUCAGAGACACAUCUGACGCCCUUCGCCAACAGUCACAGCUCCCCCCCAUAUUCCCCCUGUGACCACACCCUGACACCACGCAACCCUCCGUCCUCUGCCCCAGCAUGAACGACAUCAGUGUGGUCAGAGAGGGCUGGCUCCAUAAGAGGGGAGAGUACAUUAAGACGUGGAGGCCGCGGUACUUCAUCCUGAAGAGCGAUGGCUCCUUCAUCGGCUACAAGGAGAAACCAGAGAUGUCGUCCGACCACAGCCUCCCACCCCUCAACAACUUCUCUGUGGCAGAGUGCCAGCUGAUGAAGACAGAACGGCCCAGGCCCAACACGUUUGUCAUCCGCUGCCUACAGUGGACCACAGUCAUAGAGCGCACCUUCCACGUGGAGAGUAACGAGGAAAGGGAGGAAUGGAUGAGGGCGAUCCAAGCGGUGGCCAACGGCCUGAAGAUGCGAGAGGAAGAGGCUCCCAUGGACGUCACGUUUGGCUCCCCCAGCGACUGCAGCAGCAUGGAGGAGAUGGAGGUGGCCAUGUCCAAGUCCCGCAACAAAGUGACCAUGAGUGACUUUGACUACCUGAAGCUGCUAGGGAAGGGAACGUUUGGCAAGGUGAUCCUGGUGAAGGAGAAGGCCACAGGAAUGUACUACGCCAUGAAGAUCCUGAGGAAAGAAGUCAUCAUCGCUAAGGAUGAGGUAGCACACACAGUAACAGAAAGCAGAGUCCUUCAGAAUACAAGGCAUCCCUUCUUAACGACACUGAAAUAUGCGUUCCAAACACAUGACCGGCUAUGCUUUGUGAUGGAAUAUGCAAACGGAGGAGAGCUGUUCUUUCACUUGUCGCGAGACCGUGUGUUCACAGAAGACCGGGCACGGUUCUACGGUGCGGAGAUUGUGUCUGCGCUGGAGUACCUCCACUCACAGGACGUUGUCUACAGGGACCUGAAGCUGGAGAACUUAAUGCUGGAUAAAGAUGGACACAUAAAGAUCACAGAUUUUGGACUGUGUAAAGAGGGAAUCACAGACGGGGCUACCAUGAAGACCUUUUGUGGGACUCCAGAAUACCUUGCACCUGAGGUAUUAGAGGACAAUGACUACGGCCGAGCGGUGGACUGGUGGGGCCUGGGUGUGGUCAUGUAUGAGAUGAUGUGCGGUCGACUGCCCUUUUACAACCAGGACCACGAGCGGUUGUUUGAGCUCAUUCUCAUGGAGGAGAUCCGCUUCCCCAAGAACCUGGCCCCCGAAGCCAAGGCCCUGCUUGCUGGCCUGCUCAAAAAGGACCCCAAGCAGAGGCUUGGAGGUGGACAAGAAGAUGCCAAAGACGUGAUGACUCAUAUGUUCUUCACCACCAUCAACUGGCAGGAUGUGGUAGAGAGGAAGCUCUUGCCUCCCUUCAAGCCCCAGGUGACGUCAGAGACGGACACGCGAUACUUUGACGAUGAGUUCACGGCACAGACCAUCACCGUAACGCCCCCGGACAAGUACCACAGCUUAGAUGCAGAAGACCAGGACCAGCGCACACACUUCCCUCAGUUCUCUUACUCCGCCAGCAUACGGGACUGACCUCUCUCGCACACACUUCCCUCAGUUCUCUUACUCUGCCAGCAUUUUGGACUGACCUCUCUCGCACACACUUCCCUCAGUUCUCUUACUCCGCCGCCAGCAUACGGGACUGACCUCACACACUCACAUGAGCAGGCAAGCUACCACAUGUUCACACACUAGCACUGCUGGGGAAAUGAGUGCGCGUGUGCACACAGACUGACACACUCAAACAAACACUUGCACAAGACACACACACACACCAGGAAGUGGUGAAAACAUGGAUCCUAGAGCAUGACGUGAUGACUGACCUCAGCAGGCCUGUGUGGAUAGACUGGCGGCCCUGUCUCUCAUUCUGACGGGACCAGGUGGAACAGGACAGGGCUGCCCUUGGCCAUGCCUGCAGGACCCCACCUGUCUGCCCUCCACACUACUACUACACUGGGCACAUCAAAAUAUCAACAACACUUUACCAUCGCUGGGUUAUGCCAGCAAAUACCACUCCACCACCAGCCAAACGCAUGCUGCACCUAUCCAACACACACGAAGUCUCUGACAAGCAACACAUUAAUCCUUCCAUACACUGCAGAUGAUUUUUUUUGUUUUUUUUUACUACUGGAUAAAAAAAAAAUAAUAAUAAUAAUCCAAACAAAUGUAGAAACACAUGAAAGAAUAAGAAAAAUAUUUUUUUGGGGGGGGAGGGUGAAAAAUAUUUAAACUAGUUUUUAUUUUGAUUGUUACGGUUUUAAAAGCCAUAUUUCUGCAAUUUACAAGUGCUCUUGCUGAAACUUGCUGUUACAAGUCGUGUGGACUGUUCCUACAGAGGGAAAGUGGAGUGGGAGAGGGGUAAGAAGAAGUGUGUACCUUGAAGAGUAGCCAUUUCCCUGCUUGCACUGUGUAUAGGAAUGGGUUUGAGUGUGUGGAAGAGAAUGUAUGAACAACCAUUUGAAUUUCAACAUCAGUUUUAUGUUUAUGCAUCUGCAUGGAUAUCUUUGGAUUCUGCAUGUCGGCUAAACAAGGAGAAGAAAGGACACUACAGCACAGUCGAUGAGACUUUUAAAGGGAAAAGAGAGGUGGUGGAGUUGUAGCUUCAGCAGCCCUGUGGAUUGACUUGUUCCCUGGUGGUUAGAACAGUCAUGAGAAAAGAAAGAAUAGAAGAGUGACCACAGCGCCAGCCUGACCAAUCCCCUGUCCGGAGCCCAGUCCAGAUCCCCACACAGCCAUUCACAUUUUUCCAGUAGCUGUCACUCCCUCUGAGCAGAAAUAUCCUGGAGAAUAGCUGUCAAUCAUUUUUUCAAAUCAUCUGUUCACUUUUUAUGUUGAUGUAAAGAUCUGUUGUUUUUUAAAUAAUUGGAACGUUUCCAUAUUUAAGGAUGAAACCGUUUUAAUCAUGGAUCAAUUAUUAUUUGUGAUGAGGCCAAGCUAGACUCAUCACGAGGUUGAUAUUGAAGGUGGUGGUUAGUGUUUUUAAAGUAAUAUAAGACACAGACUAAGUCAUUUGUCAGUAUGCCGGAGUAGGACCAUGUAAACAAGGGUUGGUGUCAAUUUAGGAAGUCAACGGCGUUAGUCAUGGAUUGAAAUGGAAUUGACUCCAAUUCUGGUGUGAUGCUGUAUAUAAUGACGAGAUGGUCUUGUCUCUGCUCAAACAAAGGGAGUCGUCCCAAAGGCGGGAGGGUAGUCAAUCUGCUUAUCGCUGUAUUCUCUCGUAGACAGAUUUUGACGGAAGCGGAACCCUCACAUGAUGCACCAGUCUUGAAUGCGUGCCUACUCCCCGUAAGGCAUAUAGAGAAGUGGUCACAGGUGAAACAACCAUUGUGAGCCACAACUAAGUGCUGUGACAUUUAAUUUUUGCCUUAAAAAAAAAAAGAUUCCUUCACUCAUGGAACAUUUCAUUUAUCUUUGUUCUUGAUAUAAGUUGUUCCCUUUUGGUCCACCUAUUCCAUAACUUUGGAAGACAUUGUCUCAAUUGUAUAUUAUAUUAAAUGUGUGUGUGUAUAAAACAAGUUUAAACAUGUUUAUUUCUUUAGGUUGUUCAUUUCGAUCAUUCAUGUGUUCCUUUGUGUGUGUGUGUGUGUUUGUGUGUACUCAUGCACAGCAGCAGGUUGAUGUGGGGCAUUGUAGAACAGCUCUCGAGUCUGUACCUGUAUCCUCCGUACCUCAGUGGGUUAGUAUAGUCUGACUGCUGUACUCCAAGGCUGAGGCUAUGAGAAACGGCAGGACCGGAUUUCAGGGACAACCUCCCUCUGAUGGACCUCUCAUGUCGUCUUCAAUGUUAGGAUGGCCACGAGGGGGUGUUGUGGACCUUUUGUAAUGUUGACACUGGCAGUAAAGCCACACGUCUCUGAACCUUGUUGCUCUCUGUCUCAAUAAAUUGACCAUGCUUUGUCUAGUAGUGUGCACACCUAACAUGCAAGCCAACACCCCUGACCUCUCUUGUAGGUUUUACACACAGACAAUCGAUAUGGAACUCUUCACUGGCAAUGUAAAUACCAAAAAGGUUUGAUGAAUGCAUCAUUUAUAGGCUAGAAGAGGGGAAAUCCACAGCUUUGUAGAUAGAAUGUGAGUUGUAGCUUUACAAUGAUUACCUUGCUUCUCUGUAUUUUGAAUGUGAUCAAUAGUCACGAAUGUCAUAUUGCAAUGCUGGUGUACCAAGAGUUCUUAGCUUGUUUUUGAGUUGAGGUUUACCUGGGGAGGAGCUAUGUUUUUAGGGAGAAGACUAUGUCCUGGUAGACAGCUUCGGCUCCCUUGUUACAAGUAUGUGCCAGUAAAGACUUUUACUGAAUUAA